AUGUCUCCUGCCACCAGCCCACAGGGAAAGGGCCGGAGGGUCUGGAGAGGCUUGCUCCUGCUUCUGCUGUUGCUGCCACUGCUGAUCCCAGGCUCGUGGGCACUACCGGAGGCUCAGCAUCUUCACCGAGUGGCGGGGCAGACGCUCUCUGUGACGUGCCAGUACCCCCCCAAGGGCUGGCCCUACGAGAGGAAGGGUUGGUGUAAGGAGCUGUCGGCGUUCAAGUGCACCAGGCUAGUCACCAGCUCCAGUCCCGGCAGACUGGUUCAGGCCUCUCGAUUCUCAAUCUGGGACAACCCUAGCGCUGGCAUCUUCACUGUCACCAUGACUGGUCUGAAGGAGGAAGACUCAGGACACUACUGGUGUAGAAUCUACCACGCUUCCAGCAACUCUGUCUCUAAGUCCAUAAGAUUCUAUCUGGCAGUGUCUCCAGCUCGUGCCUCCACACAGGCCAUCCGGGCUUCAGGUGAGCUGGUCUCAUCACCGACCCAGAGCUCUGUGCCCCCCACUGGAAGAGCCAGGGAGGCCCCUGGGGCUUCCUCUGCCCUCACCGCCCCUUCACAGCAACAAAACUCCACCCUCCAGUCUCACCCUGCAGCCCCCAGCGCUCUGGUCCCCAUGCUCUGUGUACUGCUUGUGGCCAAGAGCCUGGUGCUAUCCGCUCUGCUUGUCCGGGCUGAGGAUUUCCCAGCCCGGCCUCCUCCCAAGAUCCAGGCCUGCUAG
Messenger RNA from Mirounga angustirostris (Northern elephant seal), 723 nucleotides. It is a transcript of the gene NCR2, whose product is annotated as natural cytotoxicity triggering receptor 2. The record is from RefSeq and is a predicted model, not a curated record. The coding region runs from base 1 to 723 and encodes 240 amino acids. The transcript is spliced from 5 exons. Gene Ontology annotation, cellular component: cell surface. NCBI's taxonomy places the organism in Eukaryota, Metazoa, Chordata, Mammalia, Carnivora, Phocidae. Gene Ontology annotation, molecular function: signaling receptor activity.